This is a messenger RNA of Penicillium bovifimosum, 1914 nucleotides long. RefSeq lists its product as uncharacterized. The annotation marks the transcript as partial. The record is from RefSeq and is a predicted model, not a curated record. NCBI's taxonomy places the organism in Eukaryota, Fungi, Ascomycota, Eurotiomycetes, Eurotiales, Aspergillaceae. The transcript is spliced from 5 exons.
AGAUCCGGAAAGCGCCGGGCACAUGACACAAGCUCGGUGCAAACUCGUGGCUUCCGCGGAGGCCAUGAGCCCAAACCGGGUGAUGUGUUUAUUGCUGUGAUGGGUGUGACUGGCUCUGGAAAGAGUUCAUUCAUCUCCAUCUGCUCAGGCGAGCCUGUCGAGAUCGGACAUUCCUUGGAUGCAUGUACGUGGAAUAUUAUGGGAAACACCGUCUCAAUCACCUUUCGCAAAGCAGGUACUGCGAAGGUGGACGUGUAUGCGUAUAAGCUCUCGUCCAGUCGAACCGUAUAUCUGAUUGACACGCCUGGCUUUGACGAUACCAAUAAAAAGGAUACAGUGAUUUUGAGUGAGAUUGCAACAUGGCUUGGCGAUUCCUAUCAAAGCAACAUUCUCCUCCAUGGCAUAAUAUACCUCCAUCGCAUCACCGAUGUCCGGAUGCCAGGAUCUGCGAUCAGGAACCUUGAUAUGUUCAGGAAGCUAUGCGGCGACGACGUCUUCAAGAAAGUUAUCCUUGUCACGACAAUGUGGGACACAGUCUCAACCGAUGUGGGGGUUCGACGUGAAACGCAGCUGAAGAAGGAUGAAAAGAUGUGGGCCCCUAUGGUGAGGAAGGGGAGUUCCUGCCAUCGACACAAUAACACCGAGUCCUCCGCUAGAGAUAUUAUACAGCUACUGGCUAAACACAACAGUCCUAUUGUUACAGACAUACAAAGACAGCUGGUGGACAAGAAGCUCGAUCUCAAUCAGACCUCUGCUGGGCAAGUCCUGCAAAGCGAGACUAUGAAAGAGGCGGCGAGGUUAAUGAAGGAACUACGAGAGUUCGAAGCAUUAGAGCGAGAGGCUCAGCGCGAGAAGGAUAUGGAGAAAGAAGAGAUAAUGCGCGAGGAGGCUAAACAGCGUGCCGAGAUGAUAAAGAAGGCCAAUGAGGAUAUGGCAGCGCUGCGAGCAAAUAUAGACGAGUUGCUCGCUCAACGCGAUGAGCGCGAGGCACAAUUGGGAAAACGGCUGGAAGAGCGGCUAGAAAGGGAAAUGCAGAAGAGACAGGCUUCUUAUGAUCAACAAAUUCAACGUCUCCGGGAAGAGAAGAAAGGUGAGGUGGAAUAUGUCGACGAGCAAGAGGCAGAACCGCGACGUCAAUCAAGCUUCUUUAAAUUUGGAAAGACGAAAGCCGAGAAAAGGGCCGAAAAAGAGAGGAAAGCUGAAGAGGCAGUUGAACAGUACUGGAAGACUAGACAACAGUCCAAGUCUCUAAGUGCAGGCUACUCUCCUUACUCGGUAUCCAUGGGGCGUCAACUAUGCGCUCUUAGUGGCCCGAAACAUUAUUGGUGUCUCGACCGGCACGGAAUCCAGAAUCUGGAAUUUUGUGUCCUCGGCCCUGGACAGAAAUACUAUGCUCGGUGGGCGAAUAAUGCAUGGUUUUCUCGGGCAUCAGACGAACUUCACGAUGUGUUGGAAGAAGUGAUCAAUCGACCCAAUAAACCAAGAAUUCGCGCUCUGGCAUUUGGAUACGGUAACUCCUAUGUCCUUUCGUUUGGAUCCGCCACGGGGACAAAAGUCAACGGCAGAUGGGGCAACCACUGGAACACAAAGGGAUACUAUCCCGACCUGUCCGAUUUCCUCUCGGGAAGCGGUCCCUUGACUAUACUGGCCGUUGCACUUGACCCGCAUAGCACGACUGAUUUUAUCCUGGUCUACCAAGCUGCAUCCGGCCAGCCAUGCUUGCUGUUCUUCUGCUCUGACUCUUACAGGUGUCAAGUCAUCAAUAAUUGGUGGGAUAAGGAACGCGGGAGUUCUAAGGCUUCACCGGCUCCGACGCGUGAGGAGCCUGCAGACAAUUCAUUAAUCUUAUCAGGCGCUAUGGGGGAAAUGAUCUCGGAUACCGCACGUAUCUACCUACGAGCAGUACCUAUAUGA